UCUGAGUGACAGGCGGCGAAGAGAGGAGCCAAUAUAUAUAAGGAAGUCUCCCAAGCGCGCAGGUUUCAGUAGCGGCUCAGAGCGCAAGCUGGAAACACGAGGCCAAGAGCCGCAGCUCGAACCGCCUCAGUGCGCUGUACCCGGGCACUAGCCCGCUUGCAGCCCCAGGAUUAGCCCGAGGACACGUCCUCAGUCCGGCCACCGCCCAGCCGCCCUCACCUGGAUUACCUACCGCCGCAGCUGGAGCAGAGCUAGCGAGAAGGCGAAGCGGGAGGAAAGCCCCAGAAGAGCCUGGCUUCUCAGGGACCCCUCUGGCGGAUAGACGCGCGGGAAAGCGGCGUCCCAAACGAAGCCAGCUACAGGGCGGGCGCGGGGAGAGAGCGACGCUCCAGGGGAUGGCAGCCGCGUACCGUAGCGCCUUUAGCUGGGCGCUACUGCUGCUGGUGACACUUCGGCAGCAGCGCGCAGCCGGCUCCGGAGUCUUCCAGCUGCAGCUGCAGGAGUUUGCCAACGAGCGCGGCGUACUGGCUAGCGGGCGGCCGUGCGAACCCGGCUGCAGGACCUUCUUCCGCGUCUGCCUUAAGCACUUCCAGGCGGUCGUCUCGCCCGGGCCCUGCACCUUUGGCAGCGUCUCGACGCCUGUGUUGGGCACCAACUCCUUCGCCGUCGGGGACGAUAGUAGCGGCGGGGGACGCAACCCUCUUCAACUCCCUUUCAAUUUCACCUGGCCGGGUACCUUCUCACUCAUCAUCGAAGCUUGGCACGCGCCAGGAGACGACCUGAGGCCAGAGGCCUUGCCACCAGACGCGCUUAUCAGCAAGAUCGCCAUCCAGGGCUCCCUAGCUGUGGGCAAGAACUGGUUAUUGGACGAGCAGACCAGCCCUCCCACGAGGCUGCGCUACUCUUACCGGGUCAUCUGCAGUGACAACUACUAUGGGGACAGCUGCUCACGCCUGUGCAAGAAGCGUAAUGACCACUUCGGCCACUACGUGUGCCAGCCAGAUGGCAGCCUGUCCUGCCUACCCGGCUGGACUGGGGAGUACUGCGAACAGCCUGUCUGUCUUUCUGGCUGUCAUGAACAGAAUGGUUACUGCAGCAAGCCAGCAGAAUGCAUCUGCCGCCCAGGCUGGCAGGGACGCCUGUGCAACGAGUGCAUCCCCCACAAUGGCUGUCGCCAUGGCACCUGCAGCAUCCCCUGGCAAUGCACCUGUGAUGAGGGCUGGGGGGGCCUAUUCUGUGACCAAGAUCUCAAUUACUGCACCCACCACUCUCCAUGCAAGAAUGGGGCAACGUGUUCCAACAGUGGGCAGCGGAGCUACACCUGCACCUGUCGCCCAGGCUACACUGGCGUGGACUGUGAACUGGAGCUCAGCGAGUGUGAUAGCAACCCUUGUCGCAAUGGAGGCAGCUGUAAGGACCAGGAGGAUGGCUACCGCUGCCUGUGUCCCCCGGGCUACUAUGGCUUACACUGUGAACACAGCACUUUGAGCUGUGCAGACUCACCCUGCUUCAAUGGGGGCUCUUGCCGGGAGCGUAACCAGGGGGCCAGCUAUGCCUGUGAAUGCCCCCCCAACUUCAUGGGCUCCAACUGUGAGAAGAAGGUGGACAGGUGUACCAGCAACCCAUGUGCCAAUGGGGGCCAGUGCGUGAACCGUGGUCCGAACCGCAUGUGCCGCUGCCGUCCUGGAUUCACAGGCCUCCACUGUGAACUCCCCAUCAGCGACUGUGCCCGCAGCCCUUGUGCCCACGGCGGCACUUGCCAUGAUCUAGAGAAUGGGCUCAUGUGCACCUGCCCUGCUGGUUUCUCUGGCCGGCGCUGCGAGGUGCCUAUUCCUGGUGACGCCUGUGUCUCAGGACCCUGCUUCAAUGGGGCCACCUGCUACCCUGGCCUCUCCCGGGACAGCUUCGUCUGCAACUGUCCCUAUGGCUUUGUGGGCAGCCGCUGCGAGUUCCCUAUGAGCAUGCCACCCAGCUUCCCCUGGGUGGCUGUCUCUCUGGGCGUGGGACUGGUGGUGGUGCUGGUGUUGCUGGGCAUGGUGGCAGUGGCAGUGCGGCAGCUGCGACUUCGGCGGCCUGAUGAUGGUGGCAGGGAGGCCAUGAACAACUUGUCAGACUUCCAGAAGGACAACCUGAUCCCUGCAGCCCAGCUCAAGAACACAAACCAGAAGAAGGAGCUGGAAGUGGACUGUGGCCUGGACAAGUCCAACUGUGGCAAACAACAGAACCACACACUGGACUAUAAUCUGGCCCCGGGGCCUCUGGGGCGAGGGACCAUGGCGGGGAAGUAUUCCCACAGUGAUAAGAGCUUAGGGGAGAAGGCGCCACUGAGGUUACACAGUGAAAAGCCAGAGUGUCGGAUAUCAGCGAUAUGCUCCCCCAGGGAAUCCAUGUACCAGUCUGUGUGUUUGAUAUCAGAAGAGAGGAACGAAUGUGUCAUUGCCACAGAGGUAUAAGGCAGGAGCCUUCCCAGGACAUCCCAGCUUUGCCCCAGCAGCUGGAUCUUCCUUCUGCAUUGUUUACAUUGCAUCCUGGAUGGGACAUUUCUUAAUAUGCAACGUGCUGCUCUCAGGAGGAAGAGGGAAUGGCAUGACCUGGACAGACUGUGAACUUGCCAAGAGACGCAGUACCCUUCCACGCGUUGGGGUGUCUGUCUGGCAUCAGCUUGGCGGCCGUGCCAGCCAGGGGAACAGAGAGGAGAGGUGCCACUGGGACCUGCCCUGCCAGCUGUGGCCUUCAGAGGGCUCCUCUGGGGAUCUGGCCUCUGUUCCAGAGGGAGAGGCUGUGGUCCCCUGGGGCCUGGAGCUGCUGUGGCCUCCACUGGCAUCUGUGUUUCCAAAAGUGCCUUUGGCCCAGGCUCCAUGGUGACAGCUGGGUCCAAAUCAGAGAGGAGAGAGGAGGCCAGUAUGGGCAGGGCCAUCUGUGGGCCAGGAUACCACCAGGUGCGGCUCUUGGCAGGAGUUGCCCUGCAGGUGAGGUGAGCGCCUGAAGCGGGAGGAGCACUUUCUGCCCUGUGCCUGCAACCUCUGCAUGUGGGCCUUGCUCAUAACUCCGCUCCAGCUUCUCCCUGGCCAGGGCCCUCUGGGAAGGGCUGUUGGUAAGACUCACUUGGCUUCCACAGCCUCCGGCCUUGCGUGCCUCCGGGUUCCUGUGAGCAGACAGGUGGAGGGCAUGCCCCAUCUGUCAGCCAGGGACACCAGGCCCAACUGGGGAGCUCAGGGCAGUGAUGCUGGAAAUUCUAGCGAGGGAGAAGUGAGGUGCUGUUGCCGCCUAGGCCCUUUCGUCCCUCAAACCAUUCCUACAGCCUUGAGCCUACACCCACUACUGCCCCCAGACCGCCCUUGAAGCCGAUCUUCAGAAAUCAAUAAUAUGAGUUUUUAUUUUGUUUUUUUGUAGUUUAUUUUGGAGUCUAGUAUUUCGAUAAUUUAAGAAUCAGAAGCACUGACCUUUCUACAUUUUAUAACAUUAUUUUGUAUAUAAUGUGUAUUUAUAAUAUGGAACAGACGUGUACAGGA
This is a messenger RNA of Lynx canadensis (Canada lynx), 3512 nucleotides long. RefSeq names its product delta like canonical Notch ligand 4 (gene DLL4). Gene Ontology annotation, molecular function: calcium ion binding. The coding region runs from base 396 to 2453 and encodes 685 amino acids. The record is from RefSeq and is a predicted model, not a curated record. The transcript is spliced from 11 exons. NCBI's taxonomy places the organism in Eukaryota, Metazoa, Chordata, Mammalia, Carnivora, Felidae. Gene Ontology annotation, cellular component: plasma membrane; protein-containing complex. Gene Ontology annotation, biological process: heterophilic cell-cell adhesion; establishment or maintenance of epithelial cell apical/basal polarity; multicellular organism development.